AACAUAUGCCUAUCGCCGCUAUGGCCGGGGCAUGCUGGCCAAAUACUAUAUCAAUAGACAAAUGAUGCCUUUGAGGCAGUCUCGACGGACAACAGAAACUCACAUCUUGUUCUGAUCCAUACUUUACCACCAAAGUCCACCAUGUGCUCUGCUGCCAACCCCAGCGAGGCUGCGGCCUAUCCGCCUUCCAAGACUGCACUCGUACUCCUCGACUAUCACAACCUUCUCUUUACGCGUAUUCAGGGAGACACCAGAAGCAAACUGACCUCGUCGGUCAAAGCCUUGUCCAAAGCAGCCAGAGACAACGGCGUGCCGAUCAUCCACGGACUCAUUGGCUUCAAGGGCCUGCCCGCGGAGACGAGCAAGCUCCGCGCCAGAUUGGAGGAAGGCAUCCAGUCAAUGGUCGAAAAAGAGCCGCAGCUCGCCGAGGAGUUUGGCGAGUUUGCUUCGGGAGGCGAUUCCGAUAAUGAAAUCACAGUCUAUCGAACCGGGACUGUUUCUGCUCUGAGGUCGGAAGGCAUUCACGAGUUCCUCAAGAGUAAGGGUGUGCAGAGCCUGAUCAUCGGUGGGAUUUCGACCACGGGUACUGUCUUGAGCACGGCAAGGGAGGCGACUGAUUCGGGCUACGUUGUUACGGUUGCGAGGGACGCAUGUUGGGAUCCCAUCGAGGAGAGCCACCGUGUUCUUCUGGAGCAUGUUCUUCCGAUGACGGCUUGGGUUGCUGGUCAUGACGAGGCUAUGAAGCUUCUCGCUGGCUCGUGAGACUCUUUCAUGUUGGACCACGUUUAGUCAAGAUUCAACUCAAUACCCUACAUUCGUUAUAUGUACGCGAUGAAGAAGACCCCUAUAUAUGUGAACUACCAUCUUCAUCCGCUAUCAUAGGAUCUCUUAGUGACUUGCGUACGCCAUUUUUCUUAAAGCAAUG
Molecule: messenger RNA, 925 nt
Organism: Emericellopsis atlantica
Lineage: Eukaryota; Fungi; Ascomycota; Sordariomycetes; Hypocreales; Bionectriaceae
Product: putative hydrolase protein
Exons: 1
Coding region: 142-762 (206 amino acids)
Source: RefSeq, a predicted model, not a curated record